Molecule: messenger RNA, 552 nt
Organism: Rodentolepis nana
Lineage: Eukaryota; Metazoa; Platyhelminthes; Cestoda; Cyclophyllidea; Hymenolepididae
Source: the annotation of a GenBank genome assembly
AUGUUCUAUAAUUUAUUUAGUAAAACAUAUAAUCUGUGGCGCUUGAUUUCUUGGAUUGUCGGCUUACGGCAUCGUGUCCAUGGAACGGAAAACCUAAUCACUGAUGGCCCAAGGAUACUUGUUGUUAACCAUCAAAGUGCUCUAGAUAUUCCGGCUCUUCUUUAUGUCUGGCCGAAACGCUCUACGUUUGUUGCUAAACAGUCAAUAGCUACGUAUGCAUCUUUCGGUUUACUUGUUUGGCUUAUGAAAGGCAUCCUCAUUAAUCGGUCCAAUCGCACAAGAGGAAAAGGAAUGUCUGGUUUACUCCCUUUCAAAAAAGGUGCCUUUCAUCUCGCCGUGAAAGCUCAGGUUCCAAUUCAGCCUAUUGUGAUCGGUCCAUACACAGGUUUCGAUGUCUCAAAGAGAAUAGCCAAAGGUUGCUUUUGUGAUAUUUUUGUAUUGCCCCCUAUUUAUACUACUGAUCUGACAAAUGAUGAUGUAGCCAGCCUUACAGAUAAAGUUCACAAACAGAUGUCUGAUAUGUACAUGUCCUGCCAUUCUUCAAAAUUUUAA